AUGGAUGUAUGUCAAAAAGAUGCUGUUAAGCGUGUUGCUAUUAUAGGCGGGGGAUUUGGUGGGUGCUCCACGGCCUAUUUCCUCCGCCGCCUCCUCGGUAACAGGAUAUCAAUCACCGUUUUCGAGAGGUCUGAACGUGUUGGGGGUCGGGUUAGAUCAAUCUAUGCUAACAAUGGCAAAGAACUGUACGAGACUGGCGGUUCUCUGUAUACAUGCAACGAUAAAUACAUGAAAAUGUUUGUUGAUCGGUUCAGUCUGAUAGCACGUCGUCAUCCUCCGUCUGACGAAGCGUUCUCGCUAUAUCAGGGGAGGAGUAAUCCAGUAUUCAGUAGCACGGCUGGCCCACUCUUUAUCAAUCGUCUUCGAUUCGCCUUUGUCUAUGGUCUUGACUUUGUGCGGUUCCAGUAUUGUGUAAGGAAGCACGUAAAAGCGCUUGGAAAAAUAUACGAUCUGCAGAGCAAUGGGCAAGCGUUCACCUCUCCCGUUACAAUGUUGAAAGCUCUUUCACCAGAAUUUCCAAAAAUGCUUAAGUCGACCUUCGCAAAGUGGUUGGACCUUCGUUGUGGUAUCUCAGCUCGCUUCUGUGAAGAGGUCGUCUAUGGUCUCACGUCGUUAUGUUAUUGCUCAGGCCUCACUCUCCAUGCGUUUGCAGGUAUGUGUGCUGUGAGCGGUUUUGGGGCUGAUCUUUUUUCCGUCGUUGGAGGGAACGAACAGAUAAGUCAGAAACUGUGCGAAGCAGCACUUGCCGAGAGUCCCAAUGGAGUUCCAAACAAGCUCUCCUUAAAUACCGAAGUGACAAAACUUGACAGGAGCUCAAAGAGAAGAUAUAUGUUGACAUACAAAAGGUCUGGUAUUGAGAAAUGCAUGGAAUUCGAUUUCGUGGUUUUGGCGUUUCCGAUGCACGAAAAAUCUCCCACCACACUAACCCUUGACAGCGACCUAAGGGGUGUUUUCCCCGUUCCAAAGAAGUAUGCCGAGGUGGAUUACACACUUUUUCGGGGUGACUUGGAAGCUGCCGAGUAUGGCCUCCCCGUCGAAAAGGUCAAAAGUGAUGGUACUAACGGUGUGGCAAUCCUGCCGACUUAUCGUGGCUACGAGGUUGAAAAGGGUACGUUAUUCAAGUACCUUGGCCGGGCGUGGUCCAUGGCACCUUACACAGGACAGAGAGUUGGCUGCUGGUCAACUUAUUCCUCACCCCGGAGAACAAACGACCCUGGUAGGCAAAUCCUCGAAAAGUACGUCAAGGGUCACGGGUCGGUUAUCAAUUCCACUCGCUGGUUCGCUUAUCCCAUCUUCUCAACCGUCUCUGUCAAAUAUGAGAAUCUGGAGGAUGCAGUAGAAAAAUUCCUUUUAGAUGAUGGCCUCAUUUAUGCCAACGCCCUCGAAAGCGUUGCCUCAAACAUGGAGAUGGCCAUAGUUGGAGGCUAUAAUGCCGCCCUACUUAUUGCACACAUUAUUGGUGAUGAAGUUCUGCGUGGAGAUAUCGUCGAUACGAAUUUUGCUUUUAUUGCUCGUCAGGCCCCCUCAUGUGGUCUGAAACUAAAAAAAAUUUCUGUUAUACCUGACGUUGUAAAGGAGAUAUCAAAUGAAGUUCGACGGUUUAGUAAGGAAUUCGAUGUUGUUGUAACGUCUGGUGGUAUUGGUUCAACGCACGAUGAUCUCACUUAUGAGGCUGUUGCUGAUGCAUUUGGGGAGAAGCUAGAACUGAAUCCAUCCUUGGUGAGUUUUGUCGAAACGGUCUUCAAUUGUAAAUCGAAGGACUUACUACCUGAUGAUUGCCGUUUGCGGUUGGCGCGAGUUCCUGCUUCAUCAAAACUGAUUUUUGGUCAAGAUCCUGAAACAAGAUCUCCAUCUCUUUAUCCAGUUUUGACUGUACGAAAUGUUUUUAUUCUUCCCGGUAUGCCACCGUUCUUCCGACUUGGUUUUGAAUUUAUUAAGCCCUACAUUCGGGACCCAAGCGUACAGUUCUUUGACAAGAACCUCUACAGCACCUCGGAGGAGCCCAACUUAGCCAAGCGUCUCGGAGACUUUGCGAAGGAGUUCAAAGACUGUGUCCUGGUGGGAUCUUACCCGGUGGAAAACAACCGGUAUUACAAGGUUCGCAUUUCACUUGAGUCUCAGAACAAACAGUCCCUCGAAACUGCUCAAGCUACCUUAGAGAAGUUACUGGCCAACGAAUUAGUAUCCUAUGAACCAGACCCCGUGUCCAAUGCAGCAAGAUGUGUUUAUGAAAUGGCAAAAGAAGAUUCAGAUUUCGGUCGAAAACUGGCUAAUUCUAUACGAAUAACUGAAAGCAUCCUACAAGAAUAUGGCUCCGAAAAUGUCAUCCUCAGUUUCAACGGAGGCAAAGAUUGUACAGUCGUUCUUCACUUAUUGUUUGCUGUAUUAAACAAGACCUCUGACACAGUCGGUGUCUUUAAACAUCCUCGCCUUUUUUACGUGCGUUCGCAAACCCCCUUCCCCGAAGUGGAGACUUUUGUUCAGUCUACUUUGGUGUUCUACCGCUAUCCUUCAUCUGACGUCAGGCGGGUAGAUCAAGAAAACGACGAUCGUUCGAAACCGCCACCGGAUUUGCUUGUCUGCGACGGGUCCAUAAAAGCCAGUCUUGUACAGUUAAAGCGGGACUCUCCGGACCUCAAGGCCAUAUUCCUUGGGACCAGGUAUUCUGAUCCACGCACAGAAAACACUACUGCCGUAAUGUUAACGGACCCGGGUUGGCCAGAAUUCCUUCGUGUUCAUCCCAUUUUGGAAUGGAACUACGCUGAUAUUUGGAAGUUCAUUCGAGGGCUUAGUCUUCCCUACUGCGCACUCUACGAUGUAGGUUACACUUCCCUCGGAAGUAUGGAGGAUACCCACCCGAAUCCCGAGUUGCGAGCUGUUGAUUCGAUGGGGCGCGUAAGCUACCGACCCGCCUACACCCUUGAGAAUCCUUUGUCGGAGCGUUCUGGUCGAGUAAAAACUCCCCAGUAG
Molecule: messenger RNA, 2970 nt
Organism: Mesocestoides corti
Lineage: Eukaryota; Metazoa; Platyhelminthes; Cestoda; Cyclophyllidea; Mesocestoididae
Source: the annotation of a GenBank genome assembly